Molecule: messenger RNA, 774 nt
Organism: Phytophthora sojae
Lineage: Eukaryota; Oomycota; Peronosporomycetes; Peronosporales; Peronosporaceae
Exons: 2
Coding region: 1-774 (257 amino acids)
Cellular component (GO): nucleus; cytoplasm
Source: RefSeq, a predicted model, not a curated record
AUGACCACCCCUGGACGAACGUUGUGCUUCGAGUGCGACCGUGGCGGUCGAGAUGCAGCGAUAGAGGCGACUGAAGAGCCGACGCUAAAGCGGGCGCGUGUUGAGGAGCCGUCGGUCGUCGAAGUGCGUCUUGUUGAGCACAUUCGCGACCUGGACGAGGCCAACGAAGACAAUGACAAGCACUACGGACUGUUCGUGUGGCCGUCGGCUCUGCUACUGUCUCGCUUUGUCGCCCGCGAGGCAGAUCGACUCUGUCGGGACAAAGUGGUGCUGGAAUUGGGCUGCGGUACUGGACUUCCGUCCAUCCUGGCUGCACUCUGUGGAGCGACGAAGGUCUACCUAACGGACCGAGCUGAUGCUGCCGACAUCCAGCUCAACGCAGAGGCUAACAUCAAGUUGAACAAGCUGGAAGGACGAGCAGAGUUCAUCCCGUUGACCUGGGGCGACAUGCACAUCUCGGACGAAGUGGCUGCCAUCUUUAAAACGGUUGAUGUCGUCCUCGCCGCCGACUGCUUCUACCAAUCUGAGGAUUUCGAGAAGGUGAUUGCUACGGUUGCUCUCAUCUUCCGGUACAGUGCGUCGACCUCUUGCAAGUUCGUGUUCUCCUACCAACUCCGCAGCAUCAACCGCUCCAUCGCUCCACUUUUAUCUCGCUGGGGGUUGACAGCCAAGUCUCUCGACAAGAGCGAACUGUUCAGCAACGUCGAUGACGUCUCGCUUCAAGAAUUCGACAGCAUCUUCCUUUACGAAGCCCAACAACAAGCACAACACUAA